AUGGUCAGAGACUGCAGGCAUGAUACAGAAGAUGGUCAAAGACUGCAGACGUGAUACAGGAGAUGGUCAAAGACUGCAGACGUGAUACAGGAGAUGGUCAAAGACUGCAGACGUGAUACAGGAGAUGGUCAAAGACUGCAGACAUGAUACAGGAGAUGGUCAGAGACUGCAGGCAUGAUACAAGAGAUGAUCAGAGACUGCAGACAUGAUACAGGAGAUGGUCAGAGACUGCAGACAUGAUGCAAGUGAUAGUCAGAGACUGCAGGCAUUAUACAAGAGAUGGUCAGAGAUUGUCAACAUGAUACAAAAGAUGGUCAGAGAUGGAAGAUAUGAUGCAGGAGAUGGUCAGAGACUGCAGACAUGAUACAA
Messenger RNA from Staurois parvus, 369 nucleotides. NCBI's taxonomy places the organism in Eukaryota, Metazoa, Chordata, Amphibia, Anura, Ranidae. The record is from the annotation of a GenBank genome assembly.